GGAGACAUUUUCAACCAGCGUGGUCAAGAAAGGAAAUGUAAGAAAAAACAAAGAAUGUUCUUAGUAGGUGUCACAAAUGGACGAAGAGGCUACCGUUAACAAUCUCUCAACUCCGUCCAUAAACGACCCCAUCUUCAAUUCUUGAACUUCGUGACACCACUCGGCGCCGUUAAAAGCCCACGAAACCCCCUCUAUCUUUCGCUCCAUUGGUACCACUGAAGCCUGGCUUCUUGUUCUUAGGAACCUCUGCAAAUAGCAAAACACUUCACAACCCAUCAAAGGAUCACAUAAAAAACAAAGUCAAAAUAGAAAAUCAGACAAAGCUCAAACACAAAUUCUUUCUUCUUUUCUUGCCCAGAAAGUUGGUUUCUUUGGUCUUUUUGUUCGUUUCAUUUGUUAGAUACAGUUUUGUUUUCGAGAUUUAUACUACCUUUUCAAGAUUUGGAACUUUGAAGAUUUCUGGGUUUUGGUUUCCUUGCUGAUACAUUUUUUUCACUAAAGAUAAACAAGUUUGAAUUCUCCAAGGAGAGUUGUAAAGCUGCCUUUAAUUGCUUACAACAGAGCCUAGCCAAUCUUCUGUGUUGCUAGAAGAACAAUAUAUAGGAUGGGAUCACACCAGUAUUUUGGGUACGGUGUCACUGGUGCGGGCCUACCCUACUCAUCUUCUUAUCCGUCUGUUCCUUCCAUGCCUAAUAGGUUGUUUGGUUCAUUGAAAUUAGAUAUAGGAAAUUCAACCAGCUCGCCCUUCCCAACUGAAUUUGAUUGUGAUACAUAUGCUACUACGGUAAGUGACAGCCAGGACUGCUACAGCUCCACAGAGAAUCUCUCAGGUGAAUCCAGCAGUUAUUUUAGUAGGCUGAACCCUUCUGUGGACUGUCAACGAGAAAGUCUACAGCUCUUUCCUGGUGGCACUUCAUUGCUGCAAGAUGCAAGUUCUAGCCAUAACAUAAAACACGCGUUGCUGAAAUUGGAGACUACUCUAAUGGGGCCAGAUGAUGAUGAAGAUGUAAACACACCAAAUACUUGUUUGGGGGGAAGUAGCAGGCCACAAACAUCAGAUCAGAAACCUAGGGCCUGGAGCCAGCAGCGCGAGGGUUCUCAUGUUAUUCAGACUCAGAAGUCUUUUGUUUCAAGGCAGAGGCAGUUCGGCGAAGGUGCUCAUGUUGAGAAACGCCAAAAGGAAAUGGAAGAAGUACCUUUUCAUGGCAUUCCAUCUGGAGAUUUGAAGCAGCUGUUGAUUGCAUGUGCUAAAGCUCUUGCUGAAAACAAGGUGAAUGAUUUUGAUAAGUUGAUUGAGAAGGCCAGAAGUGUGGUGUCUAUCAGUGGAGAGCCAAUCCAGCGUCUUGGUGCUUACUUGGUAGAGGGAUUGGUGGCAAGGAAGGAGUCAUCAGGUACUAAUAUUUAUCGUGCCCUUAGGUGCAAGGAACCAGAAGGCAAGGACUUGCUGUCUUACAUGCACACCCUGUAUGAAAUCUGCCCCUACCUGAAGUUUGGUUACAUGGCAGCCAAUGGGGCCAUUGCUGAAGCAUGCAAAAAUGAGGACCACAUCCAUAUAGUAGACUUCCACAUCGCUCAGGGAACGCAGUGGAUGACUCUCCUUCAAGCUCUUGCAGCCAGACCAGGUGGGGCUCCACACGUGCGUAUCACAGGUAUUGAUGACCCUAUUUCUAAAUAUGCCCGAGGUGACGGUUUAGAUGCAGUUGCGAGACGGUUGACUGCGAUUUCUGAGAAAUUUAAUAUCCCCAUAGAGUUCCAUGGAGUACCAGUUUUUGCUCCAGAUGUGACGAAGGAGAUGUUUGAUGUCAGGCCUGGAGAGGCUCUCGCUGUAAACUUCCCCUUGGAGCUCCACCACACUCCUGAUGAGAGUGUUGAUGUGAACAAUCCAAGAGAUGGGCUGCUUCGUAUGAUCAAAUCACUCAAUCCCAAGGUGGUCACGUUGGUGGAGCAAGAAUCUAAUACAAACACAACCCCUUUCCUCACUCGGUUUGUAGAAACUCUCAACUAUUACUUGGCAAUGUUCGAGUCCAUUGAUGUCAGAUUGCCGAGGAACCAGAAGGAGCGAAUUAGUGUGGAGCAGCAUUGCCUAGCAAGGGAUAUAGUUAAUGUCAUUGCUUGUGAGGGGAUGGAGAGGGAGGAGCGCCACGAGCUCUUUGGCAAAUGGAAGUCUAGAUUCAUGAUGGCAGGUUUCCGGCAAUGCCCUUUGAGCUCCUAUGUAAACUCUGUGAUAAGGAGCCUGCUAAGGUGUUACUCAGAGCAUUAUACAUUGGUGGAAAUUGAUGGAGCUAUGCUCUUGGGAUGGAAAGAUAGGAAUUUGAUCUCUGCUUCUGCCUGGUAUUGAUAUAGGAGGAGAUGGAGGUAUGAUAUACCAUGUAGUUGUAUUAAUUACAUAUACUUCUCACAGGUGGGGAUGGUGCAUUACCCUUUUUAGGAGAGUGGGAAAACUGAGGUUAGCAUUAGAAAGGUUGGCUGAGUUAUAUUUUUCAGUCAUAGUCAAUUAUGUAAUUCUAUUGCAAUUAAAUAACAUCCACUUCCUAUAUAGAGCUGACACCAUGUCAAUGUUUAUCUUGAGGAUGAGGUCCAUUUCCUCUUUUUGUU
Messenger RNA from Populus euphratica (Euphrates poplar), 2595 nucleotides. Its product is annotated as scarecrow-like protein 21. The transcript is spliced from 2 exons. NCBI's taxonomy places the organism in Eukaryota, Viridiplantae, Streptophyta, Magnoliopsida, Malpighiales, Salicaceae. Bases 605 to 2338 code for a protein of 577 amino acids. The record is from RefSeq and is a predicted model, not a curated record.